Molecule: messenger RNA, 1104 nt
Organism: Raphanus sativus (radish)
Lineage: Eukaryota; Viridiplantae; Streptophyta; Magnoliopsida; Brassicales; Brassicaceae
Exons: 1
Coding region: 1-1104 (367 amino acids)
Source: RefSeq, a predicted model, not a curated record
AUGGACAGAGAUCUCUGGAAAGCAAUGCAAAAUUUAAACAUUGGGUCAAAUCUUCAACCUCUUCGUCUCUCGCGAGAUACCCAGCGAAGAAACGCAACAGCGAAUCGACUCAGUCUGGUGGUUAGAGGACUAAACCCGGCGCAUCAAAACCUCACUGGAAUGCGCAACACACUUCCGAAAGCUUGGAGACUUCAUGAUCGUGUACGAGGCCAAAUAAACGAUGACGGUACAAUCCAGUUCUUCUUUACAGAGGAGCACAAUCUCUUAUCUGUAAUAGAUAGAGGUCCUUGGUCCUUUAAAGACUGGAUGGUUAUUAUGGAUCCUUGGUAUAGAAGAGGAAACCCAAACUUCCUUACCACAAUAUCUUUCUGGGUUCAAAUCUACAACAUUCCAAAUGAAUAUCGAAACCAAGAAGUAGUUGAAGAAAUAGGAAGAGAGUUGGGACAUCUGGAAGGUCUUAGAAUAGUGGAGCCUACAAGGGAUAACUUAUCAGAAGUUUGGGUUAGAAUAAGAUUCGAUGCUUACCAGCCGCUUACCUUCACUAGAUACAUCCACUUUGAAGAAGGAAGGGAUCAAGUACUGCUCCGUUUUGAAUACGAAAGGUUAAAGAAGUUCUGCGUGACUUGUGGACGACUAACACAUGAAAGAAUGGAAUGUGGUCAUGUUCUGCCUCAGCCUCAACAACUCAUUGAGCAGAAUGAAGAAGAACAAUUAGGCCAGCAAAUAAAUCCGCAACAACAGGAUCAAGAGCAAGCCUUAGCUGAAGGUGAGCAACUAAUGGUUGAAAAAGAGGAGGCAGAAAGCCCAAUAGAACAAGUUGAUCAUGACGAAGAGGAAAACUUGGAUCAAAUCCAUAUAGCUGAGUAUAUGCAGGAUGUUACCCAACUUCUUCUCAACCAAGGAACUCCAGUAUCUAUCCCAGGCAUCUCUUGCCCUACCACAACCUUCGAGAUAGGCUCAACCUCCGGUGCAGACAGAGGAUCAAAAAGAAAGUUCGAAGACAUCAUCUAUGAAGAUUCUUACCCAGCUAGAAGACAAAGAAUUGAAGAGACUAACGAUGAGGAUGGCUUGGUGGUCGCCAUAAGACCACCACCGGAGCCAUGA